Ostreococcus tauri is the source of this 1305-nucleotide messenger RNA. Its product is annotated as Acyl-CoA dehydrogenase/oxidase C-terminal. Gene Ontology annotation, molecular function: oxidoreductase activity, acting on the CH-CH group of donors; flavin adenine dinucleotide binding. NCBI's taxonomy places the organism in Eukaryota, Viridiplantae, Chlorophyta, Mamiellophyceae, Mamiellales, Bathycoccaceae. The record is from RefSeq and is a predicted model, not a curated record. The coding region runs from base 1 to 1305 and encodes 434 amino acids. The transcript has a single exon.
AUGGUCCAAUCGUCCACGCGUCCGAGCGUGACUGACGGCGAUGACCUCGCGCGCGCGCAGCCGGGAUGGUACGGGUCGUUUAAUUCACCGUAUUACGCGUCGACGCACGAAAAGUUUCGAGCAAAGGUGCGAGCGUUCGUCGAACGCGAAGUCGCGCCGCGGACGCACGAGUGGGACGAGACGAAGACGAUUCCGAGGGAGGUGUACAGGAAGACGUACGAGGCGGGGAUCAUGCCCGCGGUCGUGGGGAAACCGUGGCCGAAAGAACUGGUGCCGGAGUGUCCGGAGCCGGAGGGGUUCGAUUACUUUCACGAGCUCAUCGUUUUCGACGAAUUCGCCAGGUGCGGGAGCGGCGGCGUGCUCUGGGGGUUGUUGGAGGGCAUACACAUCGGUUUACCCCCGGUGCUGAACUUUGGGAGCGAAGACCUGAGGCGCAGAGUCGGUGCGCCGUGCUUGCGCGGCGAGGGGAUCAUAUGCCUCGCUAUCACCGAGCCGUACGCCGGGAGCGACGUGGCGAACAUACGGUGCGAGGCCAAGUUGGAUCCGAGUGGGAAGUUUUACAGCGUUACCGGCGAGAAGAAGUGGAUCACGAACGGGAUCUGGGCCGAUUACUUCACCGUGGCCGUGCGCACGGGUGGGCCCGGGAUGGGUGGAAUCUCUUUGCUCGUCAUCGAACGCUCCAUGCCGGGAGUGGACUGUCGACGAAUGGACUGCAUGGGCGUGUGGGCGAGCGGGACCACGUUCAUCACGUUCGAGGACGUCAAGGUUCCGGUGGAGAACCUCAUCGGCAACGAAAACGAGGGAUUUAAGUACAUAAUGCACAACUUUAACCACGAGAGAUGGGGUUUCGUGAUUCAGGCGAACAGGUUUGCGCGCGUGUGUUACGAAGAAUCGUUCAAGUAUGCGCACCGCCGACGCACCUUCGGGAAGCCGCUCAUCGAACACCCGGUGAUUCGACACAAACUCGCGGAGAUGAUACGACAAGUUGAGGCUACGCACUGUUUGCUGGAGACGAUUACGUAUCAGAUGAACACGAUGACCAAGGAAGAAGCCGCGAAGGCGCUCGCGGGCAUCACCGCGUUGGCGAAAGUGCAGAGCACAAAGGUAUUUGAGUUUUGCGCCAGGGAGGCUGCGCAGGUGUUCGGCGGGGCCUCGUACGUGCGAGGAGGUCAGGGAGAAAAGGUGGAACGUCUUUACCGUGACGUGCGCGCCUACGCCAUCCCAGGCGGGAGCGAAGAGAUCAUGUUAGACCUCGGCGUGCGACAAGCGAUGAAGCAAUGGAAAAUAGCGCAGUCGCGCCUGUAA